UCCAAGGGGGCCAGGCUAGUGGCCCUGGUAGAGGGAGCGGAGACUGAAACCGCUGGCGGCAUGCAGGGCCCUGGGGUGGUUUCGGGGCUCUCGGGCGAGCGAGGGUUGUUAGAGCAGGAGGCCGGCGCGGACACCGAGGCGGCGAAUCUCCUGCCAUUCCUAGAGCCCGGCGUGCGGGCAGAGCUGCAGGCGGUCGCGGCGCAGCACGUGUUGGCGCUCACUGGUUCCGACUCGGGCCGCGCGCUGUUGGCAGGACAGGCAGCGCUGCUGCGGGCUCUUGCCGAGCUUGCCGUUGCUCCGGCCCCAGCUCCUUCCCGCGACGCUUCCCGCGCCCUCGUGAACUUGGCUGCUGACCCCGGCCUGCACCAGCAGCUGCUAGCGGCGGACCCGGAGCUUCCUGCCCGCUUGCUGGGCUGCGUGUUGGACCCUCUAUGGCCCUGGGCUGAAGAGGCGGCUGCGGUACUGGCCAAUCUGAGCCGCGAGCUGGUGCCGUGUGCUGCAUUGGUGGAGAAAUUGAUGGUCGCUGAGACUGAGCGCCUGGGUCUGGAGCGGCUGGUUAACGCGCUGUGCACGCCCAGCUACAAUGCGGCCGCACCCCUGCAUUACCUGGGGCCGCUGCUCUCCAACCUUAGCCACCUGGCGGAGGUGCGUGCUUUUCUGCUGGACCAGGACAGGUGCGUGGUCCAGCGACUGCUGCCUCUUACCCAGUACCCAGACUCCUCGGUGCGGAGGGGAGGAGUAGUGGGAACACUUCGGAAUUGCUGCUUCGAGCAUGGACACCACAAAUGGUUGCUCGGGCCCCAAGUUGACAUUCUCCCCUUCUUGCUGUUGCCCUUGGCUGGGCCUGAGGAGUUCUCCGAGAAAGAAAUGGACAGGCUGCCUGUUGACCUGCAGUACUUGCCACCAGACAAACAGCGAGAGCCAGAUGCUGACAUCCGGAAGAUGCUCAUUGAAGCCAUCAUGCUGCUGACUGCCACUGCGCCUGGUCGGCAGCAGAUACGGGACCAGGGUGCUUACUUGGUCCUUCGAGAGCUACACAACUGGGAGCCAGAGCCCGAUGUGCGAAUGGCUUGUGAGAAGCUUAUCCAGGUGCUUAUUGGUGACGAGCCAGAGGUUGGCAUGGACAACCUGCUGGAGGUGCAGGUGCCUGAAGACGUGGAGCGACAGCUGCAACAGCUAGACCAGCAAGAGCAGCUAGAGCUUGCUCAAGAGCUAAGAGACAAGGGUGCCCCACGGACUUGAGGCUCUUCUGGCUGAAGUGCCAGCUCCAUGUCUACCUUUGCCAGGGUUCCUUCAGGGCUCUAGGGUAAACACCCAGUAAAUGCUGAGAAGCUCAAGAGCACUGCCCGUUCCUGUGCCCUGCUGCACCCGGCAAGAAUGCAGGCUGUUCAGUGCUGCACUAUUGAGCUGGAAGUGGCCAGGUCUUGUGCCCUAGCUGCUUACACAUGAGGCAGGUAGCUGAUGGCCACUGGACUGUGAGGAGCCUUUUCCCCAACUGUGGUAGGGCUGAACCAAAAACAUUGCAAGCCCUGGGCAGCCAACUAGAGCUUUUCACUCCUGAAGACACUGAAGGAUCUGGACAUGGGUUGGCUUAGAGGUACCAACCGUGCUGUGAGCCACAGCCUUUGGAGUCCUUUUGCUUUCCUUUGCCCAAGACCCCCUUGAAAGACAAACCACACUUGAAUUCUAGGCCUGUCUUUGGA
Myodes glareolus (Bank vole) is the source of this 1703-nucleotide messenger RNA. It is a transcript of the gene Hgh1, whose product is annotated as HGH1 cochaperone. NCBI's taxonomy places the organism in Eukaryota, Metazoa, Chordata, Mammalia, Rodentia, Cricetidae. The record is from RefSeq and is a predicted model, not a curated record.